CUGGACUCAGGGUCUCCUCCCCCUUCUCCUCCUUGGUUUAAUUGCGAUAGGCGCAAAGUGGUGCCGGAUCCAAUCUGGCCUUGUCUGACGGGUUUCUUAGCGUUCGAAACCUGAAGGCCCCGACUCCGAGGGUCCUUUCAGGCCUCAGGCGCCCGCGUCGAUUGGCCGCCGGCUGCGCUUCUUCCCCGCGAUGGACGGGGCGCUAGUCCCGUUCGGGCAAUCGCAGGGGUUAUUUUUAGCAGGAGUCGGCGGGAUCUGCAGCGCCGGUGCCGUUUCGGGAUUGGGGCCGUGGUCAGGUGAGGGAGGGGGUUGGUGUGGGCGCGUCGAUUCGGAGCCGACACGGUGGUAUCAAUCAAUCAAUGCAUCAAUCGUCAGGUCGAUUAAUCUAUCCGAUGAAGCCUCCCCUCUGGUGCAGACUCCCCGGAGGAAACAGGAUGGUCGGGCCAGAUGCCAGGGCAGACAGCCGGCAAGGCAAAAAAGGCGUCACGAUGAUGCAUUCAAGUCAUGCCGAUCAGACGUUCGAAGUGCAAACAAUCGGGCUGAUCAUCCGAACUGAGGUGGUAAGGUAUUCUGGCCCAGGAAUGCCGAAAUACUACCCUCAUCAGCGUAGUAUUCGACUGAUGUAUGUUUGUACUGCGUAGUCAGGCUUACAAGGGUACUACUCCAUACGCAUGCACCGCAUGGUCCAAUGAUCAA
Molecule: messenger RNA, 696 nt
Organism: Aspergillus steynii IBT 23096
Lineage: Eukaryota; Fungi; Ascomycota; Eurotiomycetes; Eurotiales; Aspergillaceae
Exons: 1
Coding region: 191-556 (121 amino acids)
Source: RefSeq, a predicted model, not a curated record